AUGUUCAACAGGUCCAAUAUUAGUCUACUUCUAAGACCUUUGCUUCAUAAUUUGAUGCAGACAUCCACUCAACAGCAAGGUGCAAAUGCACUUCCCAAGCCCUUACAUGCUCCCUCCACAACAACCAUAUCACCUAUGAGCAACCGCAACUUUCUCUACCUGAGAGAGACCAACUUGGUCCUCUUCUUGGCCAUGCAGACAGUGUAUCCCAUUGCCACUGAGGUCAAAUUGGAUUUCAAGCACAAAGAUCCUGACCCCAAGGAAAUGUUCGAAUUGAGAUUUGAACUGUCUCAGUAUUUACAGAUCGCAGCCACCCUGGAUGACAUGGAGCUCAAAUACACAGGUCCUCUCCUUCAGCAUCUUUCCACCAUUCAAAUAGUCACUUGUGGAAUAACACAUGCUCUUUCCACUGAGAAAAAGACUAGCUGGCAAUGGCUGGAGAUCACCCUCCAUCAUGCUGCCUCUGUUUUCAGUGUUGAUUGCCUCCUCCCCUUGCACUUUCAUAUGCUACCCCUUCUGUUCACUUAUGGUUACACUUGCAACCACAAGGCUCACUGGUCUGGUGCACUUGCUUUAUGGACAUGUUCUUGUGAAAUAUGA
Molecule: messenger RNA, 600 nt
Organism: Suillus subaureus
Lineage: Eukaryota; Fungi; Basidiomycota; Agaricomycetes; Boletales; Suillaceae
Exons: 3
Coding region: 1-600 (199 amino acids)
Source: RefSeq, a predicted model, not a curated record